Molecule: messenger RNA, 1977 nt
Organism: Porites lobata
Lineage: Eukaryota; Metazoa; Cnidaria; Anthozoa; Scleractinia; Poritidae
Source: the annotation of a GenBank genome assembly
AGGAAAUUGACCAAAGAUGAUCUUUUUUUUUCUAAACAGAAAGAAAGCUGUGAGAGCUGCUGUAAUAAAAAAGUGGCCAGGAAAUGACCUACCAAAUUUCAAGAAAAAUCAAUCUCAGCUUAAAGUCUUACACGAGUUGGUUGAAGAAUUAGAGGAAGAUUGCACAUAUAUGACAGUGGGCUUUAACAUAGAAGCCAUCCGUAAGCACAUCUUGGACAUUUUAAAUGAACGGCGCAGACAUGUUAGAAAUGGACAUGAUUAUACAAAGGUAUGACCAUGUUUUUUUUUUGGAUCCUGUGUUUGUAGUUAUGCACCCAUAGGUAAAUUACAUGGUUUACUUGACAGGUGGAUAAGGCUAAGAAGAAGCAAUCAGCUCAGGUGGCUUCAUGUAAACCAGAUGAUACACAAACUGAAAAUGAUGAGUGUACCCAGCCUGAAAACAGUGAUGGUGGUGAUACUGAAGAUGUGCGUUCAUCUGAUGAUAGCCAGUCAUGUAGCAGUGCUUCUUCCCCUUCAGCCUCAAUACUGCCCUCAUCUGAGGAUGAUGAGAGCAAUAAAGGUAUUUUUGGACUGUAUUUACUAUUUGCCAGACUUGAAACAGAGUCCUCAUUUCUUGGAAAAUAAAGGAAUGGACACCCAAAACAGCACAAAAAUAUUUCAGUGAAUGAUACUCAACUUCAUCGUCUCAAUGCCUUCUUUUUCAUGUUGCUACAAAAUCAUGCUCCACACAUUUUAAAAAUCAAGGGCAUAACCUCUUGUAUCAUUUUUUGCUACUGUCCAAAAAACAAAAAAUUGCAACCUUUUUUUUACUCUUUGUUGACUUGCAGUUUCUUAAAAAAAAUAUACUCAAAUAGAGGCCUUAUUCACUCACAACUGUUUUUGUUAUUGUAAAAAAAAUUGACUCCAUUUUUCUAUUGUUUGUACUGUUAUUGAUCAUAGAAAUGAUGGCAUAAAAUAUUGAAAACUUUCAAAACCACCGAGUUUUGAACAUUUUAUGACGUCAUUUCUAUGAUCAAUAAGAGAACAGACAAUCCCUGUGGUGAUAUCAAUGUUGGAAGCAGUUCCCAAGAUAUGGUCCCUCUUACUUGGUAGGGUUAAAUUAAUAUUAUAGCUUACUAUAGGGAGUGGGGUUAACUAUAAUUAUAAUAGUGCCAAUGAUAUUAUUGUUAACUUUCUUUAUCUUUUUCUUUUCUCACAAGGCAUUCCUAUGGCUUCAGCUAAACUUAUAGUGGCAUGUGCCUUCAAUGAAGUUCGAGUGGUAGACAUAUCACGUUCACAGUUGCAAUCAGCUGCUAAAACAUUAAAGGUUCCCAUUAAAGAAUCUGAAUCAAGGUCAAAGGAGGUGUUGAUUUUCAAUGUUGCACAAGCUCUUGUCAGUAAAGGAUUUGUUAAAAUACCACCCAAAGAGAAAAUUUCAAGAGAUGAUGUUCAGAUCUUGAAGCCUUUUUAACUCACAACCUUGGUGGCCUUCCUGUUCCUGUUAUGUACCUUAGAAAAAGCUGUUGGUGUCGUCUCUUUAUCUAUAAGUCAUGAAUCUCAUCCUUCAAUGUACUUAAGACAUUCAAUGGUACAGAAGAGAAAAAUGUGUUAAUAUUAUCACUUUUGGGCCAGCUUUUACUUCUAAAGGCUCAUACUGUUAAUAUUUCUUUUUCCUGCUAAGUCAAAUUUGUUCUCAUUGUUGUCCUGUCUGAGGAUUUUAUGUGGUAAGUUAACAUGUGCAGGUUUCUUUAUAUUGUACCAGUUUUUGUAAUUACUAAAGAUGUCAGCCUAUUGUAUUGCCAGGUGUUAGGCGGUCAAAUCUUGUUCUGUAAAUUAUUGUCAUUUCUGAAGGAAGACAUUAAAACAUUCAUUAUUGAAAUGAUUUAAUUUCUAAACAUCGUUAUUAGCUCUUAGUUUAACAGACUGGCACAUAUUACUGUAAUGCAACCAAUGAGCUAAUUUACUAAUAUUGAAGAUAUAUGCCAAGAAGAAAAACCA